UAUGAAUCAUAUAAUUCAAUGGCAAAAGUUUUUUUUGCAUAUUUGAGAAUAUUUUAAGAUGAAAGAAUAUUUCGUAUAAUAAAGAAUAUUAGAGAAUAUUUCGAUUAAUCUUUUGGGAUUUGGAUAUUUUUUGUUGUAAGGACGAAAAUUAUAUAUAAUAUUAAAUAAGUGUUUAGUCUGUUGUUAUUGAGAUGACUAUAAAUGGAAUAAUGAUUACGACGCUCAAUAAGUCACGUAGGCUAAAAAUGAAUUGGAAAAAACACUUCAAAAAUAGCUCCAAACGUUCGUUUAUGACAUUAAGUAACGAGUUCAUAGAAUAGAUAUACAAAGUUCAUAUUGUAUAACAUAAUAUUAUACGCGAGUGUAGUUCAUUUAGUUGAUAUCCCAUCAGUCUAUGGUUUAAUGCCGCGCGUCGUCUAUACGUAAUAUUGUCAUACUGGGUGUAAUUUAUUUGUCCUGUUAAAUUAUUUUCAAUAUGCCGAAAAUCCCAUCAAGUAAAUUAAAAAAUUUAAUUGCACAGUGGAUACUACCAUUAAAUAAAAACAAUGUCAUUUUUACAACUGAUGGUGCUACUCUUUUUUGUCAACUGUGUAACAAACACAUACCAUGCAUUAAAAAGUCUCAGAUUACACAACACGUACACACAUCUUUACACCAAGAAGCUCUAAACCGUAAGUUAAAUACUUCAAAACAAUUAUUUUUAUCGGAAUCUACUUCUAAAAAAAAUGUAAAUGAAUUCUAUGAAGACUUAUGUUUGAGUUUUAUUUCUGCUAAUAUACCGUGGUAUAAACUACAAAAUCCACAAUUCCGUGCAUUUUUAGAAAAAUAUAUUGGCAAACAUAUACCCGAUGAAAGUUUGUUACGUAAAAAUUAUCUUCCACAUUGUUAUGAUAAGACUUUAUCCAAUAUAAAAAAUGAAAUUGGGGAAAAUAACAUUUGGAUUGCGGUUGAUGAGACGACAGAUAUAAAUGGUCGUUAUGUGGCAAAUUUAUUGGUUGGUAUAUUAAAGUCAAAUCAUCCGACUCGUUCUUUUCUUUUAACAUGUAAAGUUCUAGAAAAAACUAACCAUUCUACAGUGGCUCGAUUUGUGAAUGAUGGGUUAAAAUUACUAUGGCCCUUGGGCGGAAAUGAUGAAAAAGUGUUGUUGAUGCUCUCAGAUGCUGCACCAUAUAUGGUGAAAACUGGACAGUCAUUAAAAGUAUUUUAUCCCAAUUUAAUUCACGUGACAUGCGCAGCUCAUAUGCUUAAUAGGGUAGCAGAAAAGGUUAGAGAAAUGUAUCCAGACGUAAAUUCAUUAAUUAAUAACAUAAAAAAAGUAUUUUUAAAAGCUCCGUACCAUGUUCAAGUGUAUAAAGAACUGUUACCUGAUAUUCCGUUACCCCCCGAACCGGUAUUAACAAGAUGGGGAACAUGGUUGGAAGCUGCUGUUUUUAACUGUGAUCAUUUCCAAGGUUUAAAAAAAGUUAUUGAAGAAUUAAGUAAACAAAAAUCUCCUAGUCAGUCUAUACUUAAAUGUAAAUCAGUUCUUGAAUUAAAAACUGUAGAAAAUGAAUUAAUAUUUAUUAAGACCCAUUUUCUUAUGCUUAUAACAGCCAUAAAAAAUUUAGAAAAGUCAAAUGUGACUCUUGUUGAUUCGAUAAAUCUUAUUGAAAGUACAAUUGUUAAACUUCAACAAAUACCUGGAGAAAAUGGAGAAAAAAUAAAAAUAAAAAUUGAACAACUUCAACAAAAAAAUCAGGGACUCACAAUUUUAAAGAACGUAGCAAAAAUGUUGAAAGGAAAUAAUGAAAUACAAUUUGUAGAUAAUUUUUCACCUACUAUGGUAACUGAUUUGCAGUAUGCUCCUGUGACUUCAGUUGAUGUUGAACGUUCGUUCAGUACAUAUAAAAACAUUUUAACAGAUCGUCGUACGAAAAUGACGCCAGAACACAUGGAACAGAAUAUAGUUGUUAACUGUUUCCAAAAAGGAGAAUUGUCUUAAAUAAAAUAUAUCAUUUAUAUAACUUUAUCAUGUUAAUAAAAUGUUAAGUUAAAGUAUUUUUUAAAGCUAAAUUAUAAUGUAUUGUUUAUUUAAUUAAAAAUAUAUUAUACAUUUAUAUAUAUAUAUUUCAUUUAAUAUAUAUAAUUAUACCAAGAAUUACCUUUUUUUUAAAAUAUAAAAGCAUAUUUUGAAUUUAGGAGAAUAUAUUA
Messenger RNA from Rhopalosiphum padi (bird cherry-oat aphid), 2190 nucleotides. RefSeq lists its product as uncharacterized. The transcript has a single exon. Lineage: Eukaryota; Metazoa; Arthropoda; Insecta; Hemiptera; Aphididae. Gene Ontology annotation, molecular function: protein dimerization activity; double-stranded DNA binding. Bases 476 to 1981 code for a protein of 501 amino acids. Gene Ontology annotation, biological process: regulation of transcription by RNA polymerase II. The record is from RefSeq and is a predicted model, not a curated record. Gene Ontology annotation, cellular component: nucleus.